This is a messenger RNA of Pocillopora verrucosa, 3474 nucleotides long. Its product is annotated as 1-phosphatidylinositol 4,5-bisphosphate phosphodiesterase eta-2-like. Gene Ontology annotation, biological process: release of sequestered calcium ion into cytosol; lipid metabolic process; phosphatidylinositol-mediated signaling. Gene Ontology annotation, molecular function: calcium ion binding; phosphatidylinositol-4,5-bisphosphate phospholipase C activity. The record is from RefSeq and is a predicted model, not a curated record. NCBI's taxonomy places the organism in Eukaryota, Metazoa, Cnidaria, Anthozoa, Scleractinia, Pocilloporidae.
CAAAAUGAAGAGUGUUACCACGCAAAAUAUCGAAUCACUGAGCCACGAGGCAAGCAUCGCCAAAACGUCUGUGCAUAGAUGGAAAACAUUACAACACCGCAGGGCAGCAAAAUGUGCCGAAAACCAUAAAUUUGCCAACAUCGGAGAGUCCAUCGAUAUUAUGCAAAAGGGAGCAUUGGUCAUAAAAUUGCGAAGUUCAUCCAAGAAAUAUCCACGAAAGUUCUUCCUUGAUCAACAAUCUUUAAACAUCCGUUGGACACCUUCCAAAAAGGGAGACCGUGCGAAAAUUCCACUGGCGUCUGUGAGGGAAGUUCGCGAAGGUUUCACAACGGAUGCCUUCACUCAGUGCCCAGAGGUUUACUCAGAAAAUAGCUGCUUUUCUAUUAUCCAUGGGGAUGAGUUUUCCACGCUUGACUUAGUUUUUCAAACUCAAGAAGAAUUUUUGCAUUGGACUGUGGGCCUUCGUUACUUGUUGGCUAAGAGAUCAGCUGAAGAUGAACCACUGCGGCGGCAGACCUCCCGAGACCAAUGGUUAAAAGAGGUUUUUCUCUCAGCGGACAAAAGUGGAGAUGGUCUCUUAAGCGUUGAUGAAGUCUUUUCUUUGAUGCACAAACUCAAUGUUAAAAUAUCAAAUAGGAAAUUACGAGAGACAUUUAAGGCAGCAGACACUGAUGAUCAAGAUUCUGAUGGUUUACUGGAUUUCAAUGAGUUUAUUAACUUUUAUAAGAGCAUAUCGACCAGGAGGGAGCUCUACCUUCUGUUAUUAAAAUAUGGGAAUAGUAAGGAGCACAUGACGGUAGCUGAACUAAAAGUUUUUUUAGAGAAAGAACAGCAGAUGAAAGAUGUGACAGGAGAGGACUGCUGCAAAAUCAUUCAAACCUACGAACCUGUGCUGGAAAACAGAAGUGUAGGCAUUCUUGGAAUUGAUGGUUUCACAAGCUAUCUUUUAGGUCCAGAAGGUGAUAUAUUUAAUCCAGAACACUCCAGAGUCAACCAAGAUAUGACCAGACCUCUGUCUCAUUACUUCAUUGCUUCUUCACACAACACCUACCUCCUCGGAGAUCAGCUGACAUCUAAUUCAAGUAUGGAUAUAUACGUAAAGGUCCUGCAGUCGGGUUGUCGGUGUAUCGAAAUUGACUGCUGGGAUGGAAAGGAUGGUGAACCUGUGGUAUAUCAUGGUUACACGAUGACGUCCAAAGUGAAAUUUCGUUACAUCAUACUUAAUAUCAACGACUUUGCCUUUCUUAAUAACAAAUAUCCAGUUAUUCUUUCGUUGGAGAAUCACUGCAGUGUUAGCCAACAAAAAGUUAUGGCGAGUCUUAUGCGAGACAUUUUUAAAGAUAAGCUGGUCUACGAGACAAGUUUGGAUAGAAAAGAUCUACCCUCGCCGCAGAGCUUAAUGGGUAAAAUUCUUAUCAAGGCCAAAAAACUGCCAGCCACUUUUGACCAAGAUUUAGAUGAAGGUGACGUAACAGAAGAAGAUUCUGCUGAUGAAAUGGAGGAGGCUUUUAAGUUCAAAGAUAAUGAGAAUGUAUUAGAGCAGAAAGCAAAGGAGCGCAAAUGGCGACGCACGCUGGCGUCCUUACAGCGUCUCCGUUCGAACAAAGACGACGAAGAAAAUGACGCUCGUGGGGAUCUUAGCUCAGCAAUUGUGACGUCCGUGGCUUUGGAAGAACCCACUUCAGUAGGAGCAUCAAAAAGCGUACCAAGGCUUGGAAGAUCGCUGUCUGCAAAAUAUGUCUUUGAUCAGGGUCCUCGCAAUCAGCCUGCUGAAAUAAGAAAAACACAAAGCUUUAGUGAGAAAGAUAAGAAAACGAGAAGGCGAUCCAAAAAAAGGCUUAUCUCUACCGACGAGGAUUCUAUAAGAAAAAUUAAGUUGAGCAAGCAUCUUUCUGAUCUUGUUGCUUACACUAAGUCAUCAGCAUUCAAAGGACUGGAUCUUGAUGAGAAUGAUACCCACUGUGAAGUAUGUUCAGUACCUGAGUCGAAAGCUUACAGAUAUGUUGACACAAAAGGCGAACAAUUUGUGCGUUACACAAGAUAUAAACUUUGCCGAGUUUACCCGGCAGGUUACAGAAUCGACUCUAGCAACCCAAAUCCACAAGCCUUCUGGAACUGUGGCUGCCAACUAGUGGCUCUAAACUAUCAAACAGAAGGACGAAUGAUGCAGAUAUACAAAGGAAAAUUCAAGUCAAAUGGAAACUGUGGAUAUGUCCUUAAGCCUGAUAUUAUGUGUGAAGCUGAACCUAAGUUUGAUCCCAUGACAAGGACGGAUAUUAAAGGAGUCAGGAGAAAGAUUUGUAAAAUAAAGGUGAUAAGUGGCCAACAACUGCCAAAGCCAAAAGACAGCAUCUUAGGAGACCGUGGAGAGAUCAUUGACCCUUACGUAGAGAUUGAGGUGAUAGGUAUCCCAGCUGACAACUGCAAGCGGCGCACAAAAACGGUCAUCGAUAAUGGGUUCAAUCCAGUUUGGGAGGAGACCAUUACCUUUGUUCUCACCUUUCCGGAACUGUCCAAUUUCCGUUUUGUCGUUUGGGACGAGGAUCCAAUUGGUAGAGAUUUCAUUGGUCAAGUUAGUUAUCCAUUUUCGAGCCUGAUGCCAGGCUACAGACAUGUGCAUCUUGAAGGAAAUCAGCAAGCCUCCAUAUUUGUUCACGUUACAAUUGCUGAUUACAACGGAGAAAAGAUUAUAGAUGGCUUGGAUAUAUUCAAUCCAGAGAGAAGAUAUUCAGGUGGAGUGAAGUUUAAAAGGAGACAGCGAAGAGAAUCAACUUUGUUUUAGAAACAAAAACAGAACAAACAAUUACACUAAAGGGGUACUGGCAACCAGUUCGGUAUGGUUCCGAUCGCUGGAUGCCCACCUGGGCGGAGAUUUGUGAACUGAAUGUUGAAGAUAACUUUAAAUGCUUGUAACCCAAUUUAUUUACGGGCUAUGAAUCACAAGGAACUAUCAAUAUCCAAGAUUUUGAUAUGUGCAACUCUGAGUUUGUAUCUUCUAAGACUAAUGCCUGUGUUGUGAACAAGAAUAGGGUUGGGAUAUGGACUGUGAAAAGUCGGGGAAGUCAGAGUUCCCUUUUGCCGUUUGCAGUUGCUGUAUGUGUCGCACUGAAGAUCUGAUGAUGUCAUCCCUGACUCACUCUCUGGGAGAGGGUACAUGUUUAAUGCAACAAACCAGCACUAGUUCCAACACUGGUGAUCUGUCAAAGCAUUUGCAUUUAUGAUCUGACCCGAAUUUAGAUAUAAGUUUCGUUCGUUGUUGUUGUUAGCUGCAUCAGCGGCCUCUUGUUUCUAAAACAAUGGGUUUUGGACGGAUCUGGACGAAGAAAAAGCAUAGGUGAUCUAUCAUUAAUAUAUGCUUCCAGGCGCUAUGAAGUUACUCAGUAAUGCCUGUUUUAGCAUGUUUUUCUCAGGUACAAAAUUCGCAUAAUAGAGCAAAUGUGGACCUGAACUUGUGACCCGAGACAAUUUAAUUAA